Messenger RNA from Oncorhynchus keta (chum salmon), 5038 nucleotides. RefSeq names its product max-binding protein MNT-like. Gene Ontology annotation, molecular function: protein dimerization activity; RNA polymerase II cis-regulatory region sequence-specific DNA binding; DNA-binding transcription factor activity, RNA polymerase II-specific. Gene Ontology annotation, biological process: regulation of transcription by RNA polymerase II. NCBI's taxonomy places the organism in Eukaryota, Metazoa, Chordata, Actinopteri, Salmoniformes, Salmonidae. Bases 1204 to 3183 code for a protein of 659 amino acids. The record is from RefSeq and is a predicted model, not a curated record. The transcript is spliced from 6 exons.
GUCACUAUCACAGUGGCCUUUUUUUAAAGCCGCAAUAUUGACUUCCUGCUCGUAUUGCUGUGUCAGUGUGAUAAAUGGAACAGACACACAAUGGUUGCUUGAGGUGGUGUCAAUUUUUGGUUGAAUUUAUGAUAACUUUGGUCUUAAAUAGCUAUCACACCAGUAAAAAACAAGCAAGCAUAAUACUUGUUAAUUAUCUAAAUUAAAGGGGUAUGCUGACAAAGCAAAAUAACAUUACUGCCCAUAGUUAAACUGAGAAAAUGGACUACUCCCCGAACAUCCAGACAGUCAGCCCAAGGUCGUCGACGCUCGGUCAUGUGGAGAGAAAGGCUACUACUGUCUCUAUAUAACAAACGUUUGAAUUGCUCUCGUUUAAAGCCGCCCCGUCCUGUAACACGUUGUUUGUGAAUUGACUAUUCCACCACGCCCUUUGUAUGACUAAUGGUACAUUUAUGACGGUUGACACGGCAAAUGGUUGCAACACAAUAAAUAAAUUACAUGUUUCCUUUAAGAUUACUUUAAACAGACAACUGUGAUGACUAAUAAAUGUAUGGCGGAAAUUGGUUUCUGGGGCCACAGACCUGGAGACCGAAUCAUAAUAUUCGAAUGAUGGCUACUGCACUUUGUCCAUGUGUUCAAGCACCAUACCUUGUUGUUCUCCCUGGUGAUUGGCUAUUGGGGAAACGAUACGUCUUGCCGUGAACGGAUACAGAUAAAUCGUGGAUUAGGAAUAAAUGAUAGAACAUGUAGUUUGUGUUAAUCAUAACACUAUGAAAUUCAAUGUUGAAACAACUUUUGGAAUCAACAUGCUGAGUUGUUUAAAUUCAACUGAGGAACGACUUUCACAAUUUGUUUAAUUUUCAUGCUUCGUUUCUUUCAUUAUAAGAAAUAGCAGGUCAGUCCAUUCCAAGACUCCAUUUCUCGUUUUCUUUGUCAUUGCAGUGUAUGGGAGGGAAUGACGUGUGGGCGGUCAUAAAUGGUAUGCUUUUGGCCCUGAUUUGUUACCUACUACUCAGCGCCAUCUUGUUGCAACUCCUCUACGUAUGUAUGUGGAAGAGUUUCUACGUGGGGUCUCCGAUUACCCUUUUCUUCAGUUUUGCUGAUUGAAAGACUGGAUCAUUACACUGAAAAUUAAAGUGCAUACCCUGUAACAUUUGUUCAACAUUUUUACUUGUAACGUUUUGUUUCCAAUACGGAGAAGAAAUGAGCAUCGAAACGCUUUUAGAAGCAGCAAAGUUUUUGGAAUUGCAAGCCCAGCAACAACAGAAAGCACGUGAGGAGAAUGAGCUGCGGGAGAAGCUUCGCCUCGAACAGCUAUCUGACCACAAACGCAAUGAUGUCACUACCUACUCCUCCCCCAUCCAGAUGAACUAUGUGACCCGAGCAGAAGACUCCUGCCCCUACUCAGAGCGCUGCCCCGCCUUUGUCCCGCCCCCACUGCCGCCCCCCUCCAUGACUGUCAUCCCUAUCCCCAUGAUGACCUCCAACCACACAGGUCUGCCCCCCAACGUCCCAACCCCCUCUUCCACCACCCUGUCCCCCCAGGCUGGGGCAGCACCCCACCUGGCCUCCCCCAGGAGGGACCCUCACUCUCCAGGGCAGGGCCACCAGGGACAGGGUGUGCUUUUGGCUCUCUCUCCUCAGGUGAAGACAGACCACUCCCGCCACUUGUCUUUGGCUCAAUCUGGCAACCACAAGCAGAAUCAUCACCUUCCACAGAUUGUUUCCCCUCAAUCUGGAACCCAUAAACUGCUGCAGAAGCAACAACAGCAGUCUCCCCAGCUGGUGCAAUCCUACCCUGGCUCAAUCGUCUCAGCCUCCCAGCUGCAUUCCUUACUCCCCCAGCCAGGGCCCCCCCAGACUCCGUGCGGAGGCCAGACCAGCCCUGUUGGGGGCCGAGGCAGCCCCCCUGACCUGGACGGGAAGAAGAGGCCUGGAGGGGCAGGGACAAGAGAAGUACAUAACAAGCUUGAGAAAAACAGACGUGCUCACCUGAAAGAGUGCUUUGACACCCUGAAGAAAAACAUCCCCAAUGCAGACGAGAAGAAGACCUCUAACCUCAGUGUCCUGAGGAGCGCCCUCCGAUAUAUACAGACGUUGAAGCGCAAGGAAAAGGAGUAUGAGCAUGAGAUGGAGAGACUGGCGCGGGAGAAGAUCGCUACUCAGCAGCGAUUGGCUGAGCUGAAGAACGAGCUGAGCCAAUGGAUGAAUGUCAUGGAGAUUGACCGUGUUCUCAGACAGACGUUUCAACCAGAAGACGACCAGGCUUCUACCUCUACUGCCUCAGAGGGUGAAGACGACAUGGAUGAAGAGAAUGUUCCGGCAGAACCGACAGCCUUACCCACCAUGCCUCAACAAGCCAUACAGCCUGAGUUGUGCAAGACUGUGACCUCCACUCCCAUAACCCCCACUACCUCCAUCCUCACCCAACACAUCUCCAGCCAACACAAGGCCCAAACAUACCCCCAGCCCCAGCUUCACCCCCACCUGCUGUCAGCCCUGCCUGUCUCAGCUACGUUCUCCACCCCAACAUCCAGCAUCACCACCACCCCUAUCCAGGCCCUCCUAUCAGCCCACACACACAUCGUAACCUCCCCGAGCACCCUCUUCCCUGCCCACACACACAUCGUAACCUCCCCUAGCACCCUCUUCCCGGCCCACACGCACAUCGUAACCUCCCCUGGAAACCUCUUCCCGGCUCACACACACAUGGUAAAGGCCCCCAGCCUGCAGCCCACGGUCAUCGCCCACGGCUCGGCUUCCCACGCCUCCGUCAUCCAGGCCGUCAACCACGUCAUCCAGGCCCAGACUUCAUCUGGAGGAGCCAAGCACCUCACCCACCUAGCCCCCUCCCCCUCAGCCUCCAUGCAGCUGGCCCCAGGUCACCACCAGCCCAUCGGACACAUCACCGUCCACCCUGUUACCCACCGGGGCCAGCAUCAUUUACCCACCAUCUACCCCCAACCUGUGGCUGUCACCCAGCCAGCCAUGGUGGGCCACAUCACCCAUACCAUCACACAUGCCCAGGUCAAUGGUACUGUCCCCAACCAGAGCACAACCACCAUCAUGGGAAAGCAGAUGGGAGUUGGUGCCCAGAUGGUGGCACAUCACCCACAGCUGCUGAACCCUGUAACUAUGGUGACCAUGCCCUCAUUCCCCGUUAGCACUUUGAAGCUAGCCUGAUUUCUGAACCAGGCCAGAGCCAUCCUGAAGCUAGCCUGAGAACCAAGUACAUGAACAGGCCACACCCACCCUGAGGUGGCCAGAGUCAGACCUGGAGACCAUCUGCCCCAGAGCAGACCAGCCGAAGAGGAGCCAGCCCAGACUCCGAGCCCAAGGCAGGCCCAGAGCGAGGCAGGCACCAGGACUACUGUACUGACAAACAAAUGGAAAAGUCUUCAUACUGAACGCAGUCCCUAUAUUCACUGAUGAAUCACAAGCUGCAUUAUUAACUAACCUGAGGCAGUACAGCUGUCUAUAAGGAGUAACUCAGAUCAUUCCAAAAAUAAACACCUUUAUAAUGGUUGAGGUAAAAGAGCCAAUGUUGUUGUUGGGCUGAGUACGAUGUCCAGGAGGAUCAUCUUGAUGUUAUUGUACAGGAUGCAGUGGAGAGGAUCACAUAGAUACAUUUUCUCUGGCCCUCAGUGUUCAUAUCUGCAGAAGCAAAACAGCAACUAAGAGUGAGAAAAGGGAGUCCUCGAAUGUUGAAUGCAGUCAGACCUGCAUAUAUUCACUCCAGAUCGGUUUUAUAUUUCUGCUACAUGUAUUCCACAGCCAAGAGUAUUUAAAAACCACACUACAAAUGACUGAUGGUGCCACUAUCAAGCACCAAGGUAUUAGAUUUAACUGAAGUCUACCACUAAUGCCAGGGCAUACAUCUACCAAUCAUCUGAGUGCUGAUCUACGAUCUGUCCAUAUAAUCUUAUUCAUUAUGAUUUAAAAGGCUAAACGGAUUCUAGACAAGCACUCUGAGGCGCUUUGUGGAUACGGACCCUGAUGUGACCAAUCAGAAGGCAACGCGUCCAAUUUCAGACGGGCUGAAUCGGGGUCAGAGAGACAGGCAGUGUGUGAUUGGUGGGGGUUGUUGGCGUGUCAGCAUGGGAUCAGUUUGUGUGUGUGCUCUAACAACCUAAGCACCAUAAAGGACCACAUUGAGAAUAUGAUUGCAGGGACCUCCCCCUCUACCCAGGCACAUGGCUGUGGAGUCAAACCUAAAACAUGGCCUGGCCCAGCCAUGAUGUGCUCCCCUCCUACUGCAGCACUGUCAUAUGGCUCCACAGGCUCCCCCUGCUGGUAAAAAAAAAAACAGCAUGUAAAACAGACAAUGGUCAAUGAGCAGACUAUUUUGUAAUGACAUCUAUUCAGUGGAUGUGGCCCAAGCAGGAAUCUAACCCAAAAUGUCAGCAUUCCCACCAUGCACAUGUGAACAUGACUUUUCAUGAAACUGAAUAACCACUCAAUUUAGCACAGGAUGAAAAUGACAAUACUCAAGUGACUACAUAUUGCCUCAUUUGUUUUACUAAUAGCAGGAACCAGCAUAGCAGGCACAAGCACUGCAAAUAGUUCCUGGAGUAUAUAUAUAUAUCUAUGUGUAAUAUAGUGAGGAAUGUCUUGUUUAUUGAUUGUGUUGCAGCAGUGAACUUGUUAAAACAAAGGCCUUUGGCAGUGUCAUGGUAGAGAAUUUAAAUGAGACAGUUUGGGGUUAAACGACAUUGUAGGGCAGUCACCUACGAAGCACUCUGACAUCUUAACCUCUUUCUCCAACCAUAUUAUCUGGUAUGCCUGGUCAUAACUUAUCUAGAUUCAAUGUUUGCCUUCCACUACACUUAUGACGACCUGUGUAGCCAACAUUAAACUUUUAACUUCUAGCACUUUGAUCUGCUACUUAACCACAAUUAAACUGGUUUACAAAUGGUGUCCCUCUUCACUUAAUUUGAAUGUUUUUACGUGUGUUUGUGAGAACAGUGGACAUGGUAGGAGUCUUCAUAUUAUGCUCAUAUUUAUAAAGAAAAUAUUAAAUUGAAUGGAUUGUGUGUAA